AUGUCCGCAGACGAUGUCGCACAACGAAUGCCUGAACAAAUUACUAUUGGAGCAUCCGGUUUUACGCCAGCUGGUUAUCCAAAGGUUAUACCCGGUGCAUAUGCUCAACGAAUUCAGAAUUCGAAAAACCCAGAAAACUUCUCGAUAAAUUUGUAUACCGGUGCGUCGACUGGUGAUGAGCUCGAUGGUGUUUUAGCUCGUACUGGUCGAAUGAAACUACGAAUUCCUUAUCAAUCACAUCCUGAUCUGAGAAAAUUAAUCAAUAAGGGAAAAUUGAAUUUUAUCGACAUGCAUUUGAGUCAUGUGGGAAGAUACAUCAGAGAAGGAAUCUUUCCUUCAAUUGAUGUAGCCAUUGUUGAAGCUUGCGAUGUGACACCUGAUGGAAGAAUUUACUUAACAAAUUCAAGUGGAAUGAGUGGAACGUAUCUCAGUUUAGCAAAGGAUAUCUACAUUGAAUUGAAUGAAGCACAUCCAUUGGAUAUGAAAGGACUUCAUGAUAUUUACCUACCUGAAUUACAUACCGGAAGACCAAUUAACAUUGAUUAUGUUGAUGAUCGAAUUGGUACACCAUAUGUUCGUGUGAAUCCUGAACGAAUCAAAGGAAUCGUUCUAACGAAUAAUUUCGACUCAUCCAAGGGAUUCAAAGAACCUGAUGAAGCAAGUUUUAAAAUUGCUAAUCAUAUUCUCGACUUUAUUCUUCAUGAAGUAGAACAUGGAAGAAUUCCGAAGGGUUUACUUCCAUUUCAAUCCGGUGUUGGAAAUGUAGCGAAUGCAGUGCUAGCUUGUAUAGCGAAAGAUAAUCGCUUCAAAUCAAUUGAAAUGUACACCGAAGUUAUUCAAGAUUCGAUCUUUGAUCUAUUAGAUAGUGGAAAACUUCGGUUUGCAUCAACAACUGCAUUGACCUUUUCACCAGAAGGCCAAACACGAUUCUUCAAGGAAUUGAACGAACUCAAAUCAAAAUUUAUUCUACGACCAAUGGAAAUUUCAAACAAUCCCGAAGUCAUUCGUCGAAUGGGCUUGAUUACAAUGAACACAGCACUAGAGGCUGAUAUCUAUGGAAAUGUCAAUUCCACACAUGUUUUAGGUUCGUCGAUGAUGAAUGGAAUUGGUGGCAGUGGGGAUUUUACACGAAAUGCGUACAUCUCAAUCUUUAUGGCACCAUCGGUCGCAAAAGGUGGAAAGAUUUCGGCAUUUGUACCAAUGGUUUCACACGUUGAUCACAAUGAACAUUCAGUACAAAUCAUGGUUAGUGAACAAGGUUUAGCCGAUCUACGUGCUAAAAGCCCCAAAGAACGCGCUCGCAUCAUUAUCGAUAAAUGUGUUCAUCCCACGUAUAAAGACUUGUUGAAAGAUUAUGUUCGGGACGCCCAACGUAAUUCGUUUGCACAACAUACACCUCAUGAUUUGAAACAAGCACUUUCAUGGCACGUGCGUUUACAAGAAACAGGUUCGAUGCAUCCCGAUCAUCAAGAAACGAAACAACCAACAAGCAAAGACACAGAGAAAGCUGCAAAGAAAAUGGACCAGACUGCCGCACCCAAAAAAUAG
Molecule: messenger RNA, 1548 nt
Organism: Adineta ricciae
Lineage: Eukaryota; Metazoa; Rotifera; Eurotatoria; Adinetida; Adinetidae
Source: the annotation of a GenBank genome assembly